Messenger RNA from Phyllostomus hastatus (greater spear-nosed bat), 1187 nucleotides. RefSeq names its product mitotic arrest deficient 2 like 2 (gene MAD2L2). The transcript is spliced from 9 exons. The record is from RefSeq and is a predicted model, not a curated record. NCBI's taxonomy places the organism in Eukaryota, Metazoa, Chordata, Mammalia, Chiroptera, Phyllostomidae. The coding region runs from base 250 to 885 and encodes 211 amino acids. Gene Ontology annotation, cellular component: zeta DNA polymerase complex.
GGAGGUAAAGCCAGGCUGUACAGGUUCCGGGUGGGGGUGGUGGCAUCCCAGGUGCACCCUCGUCCUCCCCCUUCUCCCCGCUCCGGAGCCGGCGGAUUCGCUUUCGGUUGGGCGGCGGAGCCCGGGAACCGUGACUCCGGAACUAGCAGUAGAUGUCGCUGUCCAGAGUUCCCAGCUGUGACCUCCAUCUGGUUCGCACCAGCAGCACGUACCCACCUCCUUACCGCGCCUCCUAAAGAGGCGGGAAGGAUGACUACACUCACACGACAGGAUCUCAACUUUGGCCAAGUGGUGGCCGAUGUGCUCUGUGAGUUCCUGGAGGUGGCCGUGCACCUGAUCCUCUACGUGCGCGAGGUCUACCCGGUGGGCAUUUUCCAGAAGCGAAAGAAGUACAACGUGCCUGUCCAGAUGUCCUGCCACCCGGAGCUGAACCAGUACAUCCAGGACACGCUGCACUGUGUGAAGCCGCUUCUGGAGAAGAACGAUGUGGAGAAAGUGGUGGUGGUGAUUUUGGACAAAGAGCACCGUCCAGUAGAGAAGUUCGUCUUUGAAAUCACCCAGCCUCCACUGCUGUCCAUCAGCUCAGACUCCCUGCUGUCGCACGUGGAGCAGCUGCUCCGAGCCUUCAUCCUGAAGAUCAGCGUGUGCGACGCUGUCCUGGACCACAACCCCCCAGGCUGUACUUUCACAGUCCUGGUGCACACGAGGGAGGCCGCCACUCGCAACAUGGAGAAGAUCCAGGUCAUCAAGGACUUCCCCUGGAUCCUAGCAGAUGAGCAGGACGUCCACAUGCAUGACCCCCGGCUGAUACCCCUAAAGACCAUGACGUCGGACAUCCUGAAGAUGCAGCUCUACGUGGAAGAACGAGCCCAUAAAAGCAGCUGAGGGUGUGUCUGCCCCCCCGCCCGUCCCCCGCAGAUGCCACAGCUGUCGGACUUUGGGGGCCCUCAGCCUCAGGCAGCGCCGCAGGGCGCCCCUGAUUCCAAGUGCUCUUAUUGCCUCUGUGUAUGGAUGGCUCGCCCUCCAGCUCGGGCUGGCUGUCUGCACGGAGGAACUUCCCCAGAAGGGCAGGAAGGCUGUGGGACCUGCAUGCCUCGGCCCCCGGGGUUUCUCCGGCCAACGCUGCCUCAAACACUGUGCUGUGAGUUGUUUGAAUAAAGGGCCCCAAGGGCCGACCUGGGCUCUUA